UACGGCAGUUGGCAACUGUUGCCCUUGGAGUCAAACGCCAUCACUACGGAAGCCCGGAGGACCUAGUAACCUGUCAACAAAAAGCUGUAGACGGGAGACGGUGGCCUGAAGAGCCUUGAUGGAAGCUCAGGGUUUCAUCGCGGAGAUGCAGCCACUGAGCUCGAGUCACGUCCAGCAGCCACAGAACUCGCCCCCGCAGGCACAGGCAGUUGUCUCCCAGCCAGCGACCACCAUGCAAGCAGCUACCACAGCAGCCUCGCAAACCCAGGCAGUGGUGGUUGCCACAGCAACUGCUCAACAGGUGGCUCCCGCGACGUCCCCAGCACAGACAAGUCCACAGGCGACAGUGGUCCAGGUGUCAGCAACCAAUGGCACGCCACACUUCAUUGCCGUUGCAGUGGCGGAUGCUGAUGGGCAGACACCUGGCACUGUGACACUUCAGCCAACCUCGGCAGUGCACCCAACCUACGUCCAGUAUGUCGACAGCACUGGAGAUCCCAGCCUUUACACCGCCACUAAUGGACAGAUGACAGGUUAUCCUGUGUACAGCGUCACUGAUGCGGGGGCGAUGUACACCCCUGGCAAUGCUGCCUACUACAGCACCGCCAGCGGUACUGCGGUCACCUAUUCACAGGCUCUGGAAGUGGCGGAAGUUUCCUUUCUAAGCUCGAAAACCGACGACCAACGCAAAGUGGUUGAGAUGAUGUCGGCCUACCCUGGAGACCAGUGUGUGGUGCAAACACUUCAAGAGGCAUCACCCAUGCCUCUGGCCGCAGCUGCUGCCACCACUCCGGCCACUACCGUAGUGACAGCCACUGCAUCGGUGGGCAGUUCCUCGCAGCACUCGCCCUCAUCAGGGGGCACCGCUGGGCAACACCAGAACAUACGCGACAUGGACAUCAUCCACGUGCAGUGGUUGAUCGACAACUACGAGACUGCGGAGGGGGUGUCGUUGCCACGGAGCACACUUUACAACCACUACCUGCGGCACUGCGGGGAACACAAGCUGGAACCCGUCAAUGCCGCUUCCUUUGGAAAGCUCAUCCGUUCCGUUUUCCUCGGCUUGCGCACACGACGCCUUGGCACUCGGGGCAACUCCAAGUACCACUACUAUGGCAUCCGGGUGAAGCCCAACUCGCCACUCAACCAGAUCUCGGAGGAAGUGACCACCACUGCUCUGCGGCAGCAGUCAGCGACACAGGCGAAAAGAUUUCGACUGAGUGGGGCCAAGUCUGGCCUGUCGGACACGCCCGAGUCUGGUGCAGCCGUCCCAAGCCAAGGGCAGGCAGCCGAUGCGCCAGGGUCCACUUCGAGUGCAGCACCACCCGUUGCGGCACAGCAACCUGCUCAGCAGCAUCUGCAGUUUCUGGGCGAUGCCUCCGCGGCCGUUCCGGUGCUCGCCGAGGUGGACUUCGGCAGCAGCCCCCUUCCCGACGGGCUCUCCAAGAAGGACCUCGAGGCAUUCCGGCGGCUCUACCAGGACCACUGUGAUGCCUUCUUGGAGGCUGUGAUGAACCUGCACUUUUCGACUGUUGAGUCCCUGUGGCAAGACCUGUGGGGAAGUGCCAGCAGUGACUGCGGGGAGCAGGAGAAAGGCCUGAGCCAGUCUAAGCUGCGCUUGCUGAGCAAGUGUGAGGCUGUGCAGAAGUUUGUGCAGCAUGCCGACUACCAGUUCUACCAGAACCUGGUGGACGUCCUCAUCCCCGACGUCCUACGGCCCAUUCCCAGCUCCUUGACUCAGGCCAUCCGAAAUUUUGCCAAGAGCCUCGAGGGCUGGCUGACCUCGGCCAUGCAGGGCUGUCCCGAGGACAUGGUCAAGAUCAAGAUUGGGGCUGUGAGUGCUUUUGCACAAACCCUGCGCCGAUACACCUCGCUCAACCACCUGGCGCAGGCAGCACGGGCUGUACUCCAGAACUCAUCCCAGAUCAACCAGAUGCUCUCUGACCUCAACCGGGUGGACUUCCACAACGUCCAGGAGCAGGCAUCGUGGGUGUGCCAGUGUGAGGACAGCUUAGUGCGUCAGCUCGAGCAAGACUUCAAGCUGACCCUCCAGCAGCAGACCUCACUCGAGCAGUGGGCCGCCUGGCUUGACAGCGUCGUUGGCCAGGUGCUCGAGCCGUUCCAAGGACGGCCCGAGUUGCCCCGUGCUGCUCGACAGUUCCUGCUCAAGUGGUCCUUCUACAGCUCGAUGGUAAUCCGUGACCUGACGUUGCGGAGUGCGGCCAGCUUUGGGUCGUUCCACCUGAUCCGCCUCCUGUACGACGAGUACAUGUUCUACCUGGUGGAGCACCGAGUGUCCAAGGCCACGGGAAAGACACCCAUUGCCGUCAUGGGAGAGUUCCUGGGCAUGGGAGCCAAGGGAGCCUCCUACAGUGCACUGAGCUGUGACGUGGUUGUUGAAAAUGGCUCGUCGCCAUCCUCGUCUUCGACCAGCUCGACACGUCCAACCUCGGCCGGGUACAGCAUGGUUCUGGCCAAUGGCUGGCCAGCCACCAUCGUGAGUCAGGCACCAAUGGUGGAAAACGAAAGCUCUCCAGCCAAGAAGCUCAAGAGUGUCUAGUCAGUGGAGAGGUGUCGCCAGCUAGGAACCGCUGUGGCCUCAAUCACGUGGCUUCUGGAGGAAGCACGCCUUGUCAAAUUUCAUGUCCUAAUUUUCUUACUGGUGAAAAAAAAAAAAAAGACUCCUGUUUUUAUCGCCUGAAGGAGGUGAUGAAUUAAGAUAGUUGUGUCGCUGUCAUUCUUGAGAGAGCAAGUUCCACGCCAUCGUUUGCUGCCUGAUUCGCAGGUCGGUUCAGUGUGACUGCAAGCUGAGGCCAGAAACUGGCUGCAUGAACAGUUGGCAAGGAAAGACUCUGAGCUGCCUUUCUGCCCGAGGUUGUCUGAUAUGGGGUGGAACUAUUGUGAACAUCUUUUUGACAGAGCAAGUCACUAGAGAGCCAAACAUUGGCGUUGGCUUCUUCUUUCCUGGGUUUUCAGGUGAGCCCUUCUAAGAUCAAGACAGGUGUGACGUACAGUCUUGUUAUGCCUUCACGCAGUGAUCUUGUUCUGCUUUUUGCUCCAAGACAAAUGGAUGAGUAGUUGUUCUGUGGAAGAAGCACUUUAUUGCAGCGCCGCAAGCUCGUGUGACGAGCAAGAAGGCUGUGCCUCCAUCGUGACAGCUAGCUUCCAUUGCCUUUCAGUCAUGCCCUGGCCUUGCAUGUGCUCCCCUUCCCGUGGGGAGAAGUGUUUUUUCCAUCGCUUGAACUCGUUGUUGGCCUAGUUUAUUGUGCAUACCUGAAGGUGAGAGGUUGCAUGAAGGAAAGACACAAGGAAGGGCCUUCCUUUCACUCUCAAGUUUGUUCCCAUCCGCUACUUUGAGAACGUAGGACAGAGCCCAUUGUGUGGCUCUGAAUAAUUUUGAUACAAGUCUGGAUCAUAUCAAUGGUUUUGUACAGAGCAUGCCGGUGGGCACAACACUUGUAAAUACUGCAUUUCUCUUUGCCCUUGAAAUUGACGGUGUAGUCGCAGCUUUCUCUUCUGCUGUGGUGGCAGAGGUGUGCUUUGUUCUCUUUCAGUCAUUCCUAAUGAGGCCAUAAGGACAGUGGUGUUCAAAGUAAUUAUGGCAGUGUCACCUCGAAUGUCUGUGUAAGAGCAGAGCUGGCCUUCCGCUUAGAGGUGUCAAUUGCAUCCUAGUCAUGCCCUACCUUCGGCCAUUGCACAGAUUGCCUGCAAAGGUACAGAUGAGAGCCUGUGGCCUUGAACUUGCAGCAUAUACAUUGCACCCAGUGUGUUUACUAUGUUGGAAGUCUUUAUUGUGGCCCAUCUUGGAGACAGUGCCACUUAAAGCAUUUUUAAAGUGACUUGUGUGUUUAUUUGCCAACUGACAGUUGCCAUAUUUCUUUUAUCGCACAAUGCAGCUUGAAAAUGGCAGGUGUUUUUGUUGUGUGUGAGCCGAAAGUGUGUUUUGUUUUGAACAUUAAGUCGGCCUCUGUGUUCACCAUGUUUAUCUGAAGGUGGAGCGAAAGGAAGCGCCUCAGAUGUCGUGUGCCUUGAGUGCUGUCCUUUCAUAGGCAUCGUUAAUUGCUUUUGUCAUACGUGUUUGAUUGGCCAUUACAAUGUUCUGACAGACGUAUGUAAAAAUACGUCAGCACCACGCAGUCAUGAAACAGUGGAGCACAAAGGGGAAAAUUCGAAGCAAGGUGGACUUGAGCUGAGACCAUCGCUUCAGUUUGCCUUUCAUUUUGACUGAAGAAUAGAGGUUUUGCAAAAUGGAUGAAUUUCUCUAGCUUCAUUCGCUUCAUCCCUGUGUGCUAACGAAAAGGCUCCCCACUUCUACGCACCUUAUAGCUAACUCCAGUAACAGUGGAACAGCUGCCUGCAGUUCUUGGCUAGGCAGGAAAGCACAGAUGUAAAAAAAGGAAAUGUGCUAUUGAGCUCAAUUGCAUUGUGCGAGCUGUGACUGGAAAGUGUUGAAAAGGUUUUACGCUAUGAGCAGUGCAGCACUGCACUUCUGCUCUGCAACAUGCCAGUGUGGCUUUUGAUUGACCGCUCGCUGCUGUCUCCUUCGGUAACAUUUAAGUUUUUCAGUUGAGAUUCUCGCAGUAAUAUAGUGCUCUUCAUAGGCCCUGAUCUGGCCACCUGUUGCAACUGGUAAUGAGGUACCUUUUGAGUCUUAGCUACAAACCUUCAUCUAUAGUGGAUUUGAGCACAUGUGAUGGCGUCAAAGAAAGUUUAUUUGCAUACUUAGGGAUCAACUUACGUUGCAGUGAUGGGCUAGCCGUCUGCUGGGUUAUGAGAAUGCAAAUCAACAUUAAAUUGCAGUACUUUAAAGGCGUGUGUGACAGAGAAAGAAAGCCUGUAUCUGUGAUAAGACUGGGUGAUUUGUAACCACCACAAACUGCUCCACGUAGUGCUAAAUGUUACGCUAGGAUAGGUGUUUUUGUUUUGCACAAACAAACUGCUGAUUACUUUUUCAGAGGUAUGCUAGUAUUCCUUUUUUACAAAAUGAUAAAAUAUUUCACAGUUUGUUUAGGGGCUGAGGCAUGGUAUAUGCAUUGUUUGCAGCCUUUCUUUCCUGAAAGCUCUCCAAGAUGUGGUACACAUUUGUAUAAAGCACGGAAUUCGUGAUGUUUGUCUCAGUCUUCAUCACGGACCAGGCAUUCUCAGUGUUCACGCCUGAACCACUUCUACUUAUAACUUUUCUUUUUCAUGGCGUAUCAUUUUUAUUACUAACCUGGGUAUGUUGUUCUGAGGAUUAAUUGAUGUGUCAUGUUUCUUUGCCAUUAUUGUGACAUUGAUUCCUCACUAUCAUGGCUUCGUGGUACGGCCGAAUGGGGAUGAUAUCACAGGCAGACACAGUUUGGAAAAAGGGUCUGACCACUGGACCUUGUAAAGGCUUACAUGUAUCUUUUCACCACCUAUCUCGGACAACAUCGGGCACAGGCUGAGCCGGCACCUUCGCAAACAUGGAUGCAGGGAAUGACGAUUGAUGCCCCCAUGAGCCACGCUCAUUCCACAUGUGCAGUCGCUAGUGCGGGAAUGAUUGUUCCAGCAACAUCAUUAGUGCAUUAUGUAGUAAAGUCCUGACUUGCACCCGUGUGUCGUUUGUUUCCACUGUCACAUUGCACCUGCUUUCUAGGAUGUCAAAAGCGAGGCCUGUCUUGGGGUAUAAGUUUAGGUGUCGUCUCGCCAUCCAAUAGUGCACAGCAGCUGAUGUGAGCAGUGCGGUGUAUUGAGAACAUAGUCUGGCAUUUCUUUACUGCUAGUGCUACCAACUAGCUUGCAAAAGCUGGGAAUUCUCAUGGCAGAAGAAUGAGGAAAUCAAGCUCCAGCUGGACUUGCGUGAAUGGCAGAGCUGACCAGAAGAGGUGGUCUCUGUGAUUUAUUUUAUUUGUUACUUACUUCCUGGUGGCCAUGCUGUCGUAGCUGUAGCUGAACUUGCAAAGUUGCAGCCAAUUUUCGCUUCCUUUAUGACUUACUAAUGAGAAUGACUCUAGGUUAAGCUAGCUUCCUUUCGUGCACCCCUGUAAGAUAAAUCAAAGGAACCGACAGACAACAGUGCAACCAGAACUAUUCUGUGUGGCAUGUUUGUUUUUUUUUUUUCAUAGUGCCCACAGGGGUGUGAUGUGCUGUGCUAUGUACGUGGCAUCAUCGAGCGUUUCAUCUAGGGCUAUGUUUCAAUUUGGGAUUGUAGACAGUCUACGCUGACAGCUUAGAAGAGACAGCAUCAAGCUCCUGUCGUGGCACUACCUCGUAUCGACAAGGAAAAAAACUGAAUUGUCAUUUCUUAACCUUCUUUCUUGUUCAAAUUUAUGAAAAACUUCGUGUAGCCUACAUUAAGUGUGUAAAGAAGCGCCUACAUGUGGGCAGACGACCUUAUUGGCGCCGACGGAAGCACCAUAGGCGGCGAACUCAAUCAUUGCUCUCGGGAAAGCAAGCAGACGGCCGCCGUGGUUUCCUACGUCGUUGUACGUGUGUUUCCGCGUUGUUCACGUUUCCGUAGUGAAAUAAGCAACGUUCGUCGUAUGUGUGGUGGCCGCAACUUCAAGGGAUGUCGAAUAACAAUUGCUGUGGAGUGGAGUGCUGAAACACCUACAAAAACGCGCCCGGAACACGGUUUUACUCACUUACCGCAAGGCCUCCUGAGCAAGAGCGAUGGAAGCAAUGGAUCGCCAAUGUUCGUUGGCAAAGACGAGCCGCUUUGUCAUUGUGCGGGUUAACACGUCGCUUCUUGUUCUAAUGCUUUCGUUCUGCCAUAUCGGUGCUCGCUGGAUGCACUCGAUCAUGUUGACACUGGUAGACGACCAAAGUUAUCAGCCUGAGCAUGCGUUGGUUCGGUUCGACCGCCGUGCAGGGCACUUCGCUCAAACGUUCUAUAUUUCAGAAGUGUCGUAGUUCGGGCGAGUUGGUCAUCCAUGAACUUAGCUUGUACUAGCGCGGUACAUGUACCGCGCUAUUACAAGCUAAGUUCUAUAUUUAUUAUUUACAGAAACAGAAAUGCAGCAAUGGUUGACUUCAGAAAGAACAAGGAGUGAUUGAGACGUCACCUUUGUAAACAAAACAAAGCGGAUGUUCACCACGAGCUGCACCUCAUAGCUGGAUCUUGUUACGCUGGUCUGCGCGACGCACCUUUGAUAUUCACCGGCAUGACGAUUCACUCCACGCGGACGUUCGUUCUCCUCCGCAGUCGGUCAUCACGUCUUCUCAGCGACCCUCUUCAAAACUUGUCACUGUCAUCUCUUGAUACUUAACUCACAGCACUAGAUCAUCAAACAACACGUCUUCUGCGGUCGAGCGAACGAUGCUAUCACUAGAACAACAUAACUUCUUCGCCGACUAACUCCUCACUGACUGACUAUGGCCCCGCGCGCUUGCUGCGCUUGCAUUGCCUGUAUUGGCUCGCGCCUGGGUUCGGGAAAGUGCGUAUGAUUCUGUGCGUAGCACUGCGAAAGCUAGAGAAAGGGCGAGAUCCUCUCACCGAUUCGUCUGCGGAAUCAGACGGCGCCGCUGGCUCGGCUUUGCUUUCUCGAAUAUCCCGAUCUUUCGCAUUCGUUGGCUGUGUCGGUGGCGCCUUCUGCGGAGAGGGUAAGAGGCGCGCGGGCGCGCUCCCGGUGCCUUUUUAUACUUGUUUUUUCGAUGCACGCGCUCUGUCGUGCACGAACCGUCGGCGCCAGGCUUUCAUGCCGUGGUUCGAAAUCGGCGACGUGCGCUUAGGUAAGCGCUCGUUCGUGACAAACAUCAUGCACAAGUCCACUUUCGUAGAGGCCCGCACCUUUCCUGCAGCUGCCAGUGCAGAAUUAUUUGUCUGGCACCCGCACGAAGGGGAAAUAGCAGCCGCGAACUUCAUUCAUCUCCUCACAGCAAAGCUGUGCAGAGCGCUGUCGUCUGCUCGGCUUCCCGCACGUACUGUCGGCGGCGCCCGCUAGGUGGCUAUCAGUGGCGCCUCUAUAGGUGGUGCACAAGGCAUAUAGCGCGAACAGGGUACUUGGACAGACAAAAAAACGAGGACGGGCGCUAACUUCCAACUGAUUUUAUUAUCAGUUGGAAGUUAGUGCCCGAAGUUAACGAGGAAGUUAACGAGGAUAAUAAGAUCAGUUGGAAGUUCCAACUGAUCUUAUUAUUCUCGUUUUUUCUGUCUGUCCAAGUACCCCGUUCGCGCUAUACAUUUCGUCAUGACAUACCAACUAGCCCAAGCCCCGCUACCCCUGUAACUUAUUGGCGAGAUCCGAGCUAUCCGAUAAUUCCGCCCAGCUGCCAUCUUGUUUGGACAGCAAGGUAUCCUGCAUCGUAUUCGUCUCCGAUGCUGUCUUCAUGAAGCUGUCUGUGUAGCUGGCUAGGUGAGAAUUACAAUGAGACUUAAGGUAAGCACAGUCCACCUAGCUGGGAGUAUUGGAGCACAGGCAAGGCACUACCUACUGUAAGACAGGUGAAAGCAUUGCCUCAUGACACAUAGUGACGCAGUCAGAUGCAUCAAUAUGUGCCCCUGACGUGGUGUUUGAGCAAUGCUUGGUCUUUGACUGCAAAUAAAUGAACAAAUAAGCGUGCAAUUGGAGACGUGUCUUCAAUGCAAAGGUACUUGCAGAUGUAGCUUUGACUUCUGUCACGUGUGGCUGAGUGGCAAAAUAUGCUCGGCUGUUUGUUACACUUGUAAGGCAUCUCUUUCCCUCGACGUAUAUCGUGAGAGGCAUGUUUUCGUACAGGAACAGCGUGUCCAAUGAAGAAUGCAUACAGACUCUAGUCAGUGCUAGUGCGUGAAUUACAUGUGCCUACUUCAACAAAGAACCAGCUUUUCUUUUUGUGUACAAUACGAUGCGCAGGGUCUCCUCCAUGCUAGAAAAUAUAUCGGGUAACAUGCUCUUGUGCUUGUUACUUUGAGAAUGUGUGACUUGGUGUGUGCUACCACAACUGUUGUGUUGGUGCCUGAUAUUUCAUAGUGCCUACUGUGUGAUGUGUGCACUACUGGCGUGCACUUUUCUUCCUUCUCUCUAGUGACUGUGCACAGUGGACGCACAACUCCUGUUUGCAUUGCCACUCGAGUACUCAUCAUUUUUGGUGUGUACCACCUGCAAGUUGCAUGAAACAUUGCAUCGCAAUUUUUGCAAUGGAGUGCAAGAUAGAUUUCGGGCUAUGGUUCGUUGAUGCUGCAUCCAUCAGCAAGCUUUUCCAAAAGCUUUGAAAAUGUUAUCGCCACCAGAAAACUAUGACAUUAUCAAAGGCGGAAAUUUUUUUCUUCUUAGAAAUGCCAGAAGGGAAGUAUUUUGCAACACCAUCUAGACAAAAAUGUUCUUGUUAGCCACUUUUUUUUUCAGGUUGCCAUUAACACUGGUUAUUUCUAUGCUCUCGGACAUUGCACUGAGGCAAGGAAAUGGCUUCAACUUACUGCAUAUGCUUUACCAGGAACAUCUACUUUUUUUGUACACCAUAACUUCUUUUGAAAAUGUCAUGAUGUAUAAUAAAUUGUGCACUACAACUCUCUCUGUUAACUAUAAGAGAUUUUGUUGCACCUGCGGAUUUCUUUGUUUAUGUAGUGAAAUCCUGCUUUUCAAGGAAAUAGCAACAAUCCUUGGCACAUUUUCUGUUUUGGUCUUAUUGUGCAUUACCGCAGUGACAUUAAUUGCAUUUCCGUUGCUUCCGUAAAGCACUAACCAGAUGGAGCAUACUUUGUCCAUACAGUUACCUAGAGGGAAAACUGGCACUGUGACGCUUUUGUAUGAACGGAAAUAUGGGGAUGAGUCGGAUUCGAAUUGGCAUCGCUCACAGGGAGCCCGCACACCUCAGAGACUUGUCUGGCAUAAGCACGUUCCAUGCAGUGAAGUGGUUUAUUUCGCACUGAAGCAGCAAGUAGUAAGCUAGUUCUUUCUUAGCAUUACACAGAAGCAAGUAUUAUUUCACUUUGAGAACUUCUUCAAUGGCAUCAUCAUCAUGACUGCAGGGCAAAGGCCUCUCCCAUGUUCUGCCAAUCAACCCGGACCUGUGCUCGCUGCUGCCACCGCAAACUUCUUAAUCUCAUCUGCCCACCUAACUUUCCGUCUCCCCCUCGCGCGUUUGCCUUCUCUCGCAAUCUUGUCUGUUACUCUUAAUGAACAGCGGUUAUCUUGCUUAUGGGCUACAUGCACUGCCCAUGCCUAUUUUUUCUUCUUGAUUUCAACUGACAUGUCCUUAAAGGAGUACUGACACGAAUUUUAAAAAUUUUCCGAUUGUUGCUCUAAAUAAAAAUACUGGUGUCGAGAAACCUAAAACGACUAUUGUGGUGCCUGGGAAUGCAUCGUAUAUAUUUUAAUUAGCGCCACCUUAAAAAGACACUUUCGGUUUCGAUAUCGAGGGGGUGGCUUUUCAGUGUCGUUUCAUAGCAGUGUGACGUCACGGAGAUACAGAAACUCGUGACGUACUAGCGGCAAAUCCGUCAUCUGCUCGUGGUGCACAUAAACAACGAUGAGUGAAUGGUCGUCCAGUGACCCUGACAGUGAUUUCUACAAUUUCGGCUGCAUGCAUGACGCAAAACUCGCCAACUCGGGGGAACAGUCUUGACUCGUCGGCAUAAUGUCCAUUGCAGUGGGGCUGGCUUGCAGAUGCUCAGAGACAAAAACUUCAAAGUCAAAUUAAAAUAAUUUAUAUGUGUUCUCCGACACCGGUGUGUGGACAGCGUGGACACAGCAUACCAAGGAAAUGGGAAAUGUCCCUUUUGCGAUGUCUCACAAUCGCGUCAGUGCUCCUUUAACACCCAUCUGUUCCCUGACCCAGUCUGCUCUCUACCUGUCUCUUAAGGUUACACCUAUCAUUUUCCUUUCCAUUGCUCGCUACAUGGUCUUCAGUCUGAGCUGAACCCUCUUUGUAAGCCUCCAGGUUUCUGCUCCGCAGGUAAGUACCGGUAAAAUGCAGCUGUUAUAUACCUUCCUCUUGAGUGAUAGUGGUAAACUACCAUUCAUGAUUCGAGAAUGCUUGCCAAAUGUGCUCCAUCCCAUCCUUAUUCUUCCAGCUACUUCAGUCUCAUGGUUUGGCUCUGGAGGUUACCUACCUGUCCUAAGUAGUAUUCCUUUGCAACUUCCAGUGCCUCGCUACCUAUCACAAAGCGCCGUUCUCUUCCGAGACUGUUGCGCAUUACUUUAGUUUUCUGCAUAUUCUACCAUUCUGCUUUCCUUGUCUGAUUCCGUAAUCAUGAGUUGCAAUUCACCCCCUGAGUUACUCAUCAAAGCAAUGUCAUCAGUGAAUCGCACGUUACUAAGCGCUUAAUACACACACAAACACAUGGUGGUGAGAGCAAGGACGGGCGCUGACUGCCAACAGUUGGCUUAUUGUGCGUUAACAACCAACCGUUGGCAGCCAGCGCCCGUUCUUGCUCCUUGCCUCCAUGUGUUUGUAUUCAUUAAGUGCUGUGUAUUCUAAUGGACCAACGAGCUCUCCUCAACACCCUUUUAAGUCAAGGUGCUCUUGUUUUCCUAACUCUUUCCAAUCUAGGGCCCUGAAAAUCUCCUGUAAGCAUGCGGUGAAUAGCAUCGGGGAGAUCGUGCCUCCCUGCCUUCUUUAGUGGAAUUUUGUUGCUUUCUUUGGGAGCACUAUGGUUUAGAUCAGAGACCGCAACAAACACGGCAAAUGAAUAGCUUAUUCACAACCAACACAUGAUAAAUUUUAAACAAAAGCAUGCACAGUACACCCACACACACCCCCCCCCCCCCCCCAGGAAGGCUAGCUCCUUUGUGGUCAAAUAGGUUGUGCCAGCACAUCUACUACCUGUACACUGCAUUCGGGCUGCCUCAACAAUUUCUCGUCUAAGCCGAUCACCGUCCUGGAAUCUUUAAACAAUGGCUUACAACCUCACUCGUGGCAAUGACCAGCCAAGUUUCCAUCAUUUUCUUCCUUUAGGUUAAUGGCAUGUUUACAUAGGUGAUGGUUUAGGCAACAAGCUGUCUGGCCAAUGCAUGGCCUACCACAAGAAAACGGAUGCCAUGCAGUCAACAUAUGGGUGUUUGACAAGACACUUGCUCUUUUCCCUCUUCACUGGACAUGUGUCGAGGCACAACUUUGAGAGUCUUACAGGAGCCGACAUGGCAACCUUAACGUUAGCUCCACCACCAAUCUUUUUGAGAUUGUGAGCAAUGCCAUGCAUAAUGAAGGCCACCUUUUGAGGAUGCUCACUCACCUGAUUGCCUUCGUUCCACAGACUGACCGUAGCUUUCUGUCUUCUGCUCAUUGAUUCGGCCACAGUCACAAUCUCACUUGGAGGAUACCGUGCUGAUUUAAGGCAGAGCACUUGCACAUCGAAGCUGUUACUUAUGGGGUGCGCACGUCUUCUUGAGAGCAUUGUUAAGACAUGUGCUGACAAUUACCCUCGUCAUCAAUUUUGUAUGAGCAGACCUAAAUAAAAAUAAACGGUUCUCCGCUAUGUGGAUCGUACAUCCGACAUGUAUGAUUCAGCAAGAAUGUAAGUUUCAAGUCCAAAAACUUUAGACUAUAAUGCUCGGGCACCUAAUGCGUGACCUCUAGAGGGCAAAGACACUCCUCGAAAAUCGCCAAUAUUUGCGUCACAUCAUAGAAAAAAUUUUUCUCAUCAUUGUUAACCGCCGUGACAAAAUUAUCAACAUAGUGAAACACUUUUAUCACAUUUCUGUCUUAGCUUGUACACCAGCAAUCUGUCUAGGUGUGCCAACACAGUGCCACUCAGUACGGGUGAUUGAUUAUCUAUGGAUAUGUUGGUGCACAGUAAAAAACCCAACUGUGGUUAAUUUAAUGUGUUCUUCAUUUUUCUGGAACCUUGAGCUCCAUCAUGAGUCAAAGCUAUCUCUGCCGUUGUCAUUUUCAUAGGACAUUUUUGUUCCCUGUUUGGAAGAACGGCACACGCUUACCCAUUGCCAAGGAUUGGCACUGAAGCGUAGUUAUGGAAAUGUUUUAUUAAUAAUGCUAUAAAAUCACGACUUGCGUACAACUAUGCCAGACAGACUCUGCAUUCAAUCCACUGGUUCAGUUUCUUUAUGCAUCUUCUUUUUCCCCUGCAUUUAAUUGCUACAAGUAAGAGUUCUGAUUACAUACAGUUUCAUUUCAUUUUCUAGCCUUGAUUACCUCUCUUUCUUUUCACUCAUGGCUAAAGCCAAUCCCAUUGCCAUUGUUAUUUAUAACUUCUGGUGAAUGUACAGAGAACUAUGCUUUUUGUUGCAGUUAUUGUGUGUGAAGUGUGAAAUAAAGAACGGAAAGACUUGACACUAAACACUGAGUCUCACUGUCUGCUUCUGAACAGCUUGUGCUCCAUCCAAUCUCGGCAGUACACGGCAGUUGCCAAGUCAACUGGAAAGAGUGGCUCUGGCCCACAACGGCAUGCACUGCCCUGCUGGUUGCAGUCUUUCUGUGUUCUGUUUCAUGCUGAGACAGCAGCUCUGUGGAAGCUGUAGUUUGGUCGUAUGGUGUCAUUCUGGACAUUAUGUAAAGAGGUUUGUGUUGAUUUU
Molecule: messenger RNA, 13412 nt
Organism: Rhipicephalus sanguineus (brown dog tick)
Lineage: Eukaryota; Metazoa; Arthropoda; Arachnida; Ixodida; Ixodidae
Product: DNA-binding protein RFX2
Exons: 17
Coding region: 119-2560 (813 amino acids)
Biological process (GO): regulation of transcription by RNA polymerase II
Molecular function (GO): DNA-binding transcription factor activity, RNA polymerase II-specific; RNA polymerase II cis-regulatory region sequence-specific DNA binding
Source: RefSeq, a predicted model, not a curated record